Molecule: messenger RNA, 625 nt
Organism: Sciurus carolinensis (gray squirrel)
Lineage: Eukaryota; Metazoa; Chordata; Mammalia; Rodentia; Sciuridae
Gene: Pold4
Product: DNA polymerase delta 4, accessory subunit
Exons: 4
Coding region: 201-524 (107 amino acids)
Biological process (GO): DNA synthesis involved in DNA repair; DNA-templated DNA replication
Cellular component (GO): delta DNA polymerase complex
Molecular function (GO): DNA-directed DNA polymerase activity
Source: RefSeq, a predicted model, not a curated record
UGGGGUACAGGCGUCACUCCCUGGAACCAGGCGACUUCCUUUCUCUGCUUGUCUGGGUCAUCUUGUCUGCCCGUCGCUGGCCCAUCUCUCUCUGGCCCCAUCUCUCUCACACUCUCAGCAGCUGUCUCGCGCGCCCGCUGGCCUGACCCGUCUCUUCUUCCCUGCAGUCGCCUCCGUCUCCGCCUGCCUGGGUGGCCGCCAUGGGCCGGAAGCGGCUCAUCACUGACUCCUACCCUGUUGUGAAGAGGAAGGAGGGGCCCGCUGGGCACAGCAAGGGGGAGUUGGCACCAGAAUUAGGGGAGGAACCCCAGUCCUCCAAAGAGGAGGCAGCGGAGCUGGAGCUGCUGAGGCAGUUUGACUUGGCCUGGCAGUAUGGGCCCUGCACAGGGAUCACACGGCUGCAGCGCUGGCUUCGGGCAGAGCAGAUGGGCUUGGAGCCUCCCCCAGCAGUUCGUCAGGUGCUGAAGACCCACCCAGGAGACCCACGUUUCCAGUGCAGUCUCUGGCAUCUCUAUCCCCUUUGAGGCACUACCUAGGUCUUCCUGUCCUUGGCACUCUGGCUAGCCACCGAGAACUUCAGGACAGAAGUGACAAUCAGUUGCUGCUGCUCAGUCCAGCCCUACUA